Lytechinus pictus (painted urchin) is the source of this 5064-nucleotide messenger RNA. Its product is annotated as kinetochore protein Nuf2-like. NCBI's taxonomy places the organism in Eukaryota, Metazoa, Echinodermata, Echinoidea, Temnopleuroida, Toxopneustidae. The record is from RefSeq and is a predicted model, not a curated record. The transcript is spliced from 12 exons. Gene Ontology annotation, cellular component: kinetochore; Ndc80 complex. Bases 127 to 1455 code for a protein of 442 amino acids.
GCGCAUGCGCAUUGCAAGCAAAACCUAUGCUAAAUUCGCGGUACGAAUUUGAAUUUGGAUUUGGAGUAAAAACUUAUUAAUAGUCGAUUUCAAUUCUAUUGUAACGUAAGUUAGAAUAAAGAAAAGAUGGCAGCCUACAGCUUCCCUCUGCUGUCGUCAGCUGAUUUAGCUUCAGUUCUUCAUGAGGUCCUUGGAGAGACAUUUUCAGAAGAGGAUUUCAAGAACCCUCAGAGCACCAAGAUCCAGAAGCUGUAUGCCACAUUCCUGCAGAGACUGAUCAAUACUCCUAUGGAUAAGAUUAACCAGCCCCAGUGGGAGGCUUCCCAGUCGGUCUUACAUCCUGAACUCUACACAGACACCUUCCCACUCAUGAACCUCACACUGGCCAUGCAAAGGUUCAUGGUCGGAAGCAUGGUGAAGGAUUUCAAGAUGAAGGAUGUUUUACACCCAAAACCCAAGCGUACCCGUCGCUUUCUCAGUGCCAUCGUGAACUUCUGGCGGUUCAGUGUUGAAAGGGAAGAUGUCUAUUACAAUAUUUGUCAAGAGAUUCAAGGAUCAUUAGCCGAGAGGAGUGCAUGCCAAGAGAGGAUCUCACAGAUAAAAGAAAAAAUCAAUCUUAUUCGAAUGAACAGAGCUGAAGAGGAGGAGCAUGCAAAACAGUUGCAAGACAAAAUUGAUGACUUGGACAGUAAGAUGAUGGCACAGCAGCAGGAUCAAGCAGGACUACAGAGAGAUAUCUCAAGGCUAAGGGCUACUGUGGCUGAGAAAGCAGCCUUAGCGGACAAGCGUAAGCUGUCUAGCCUGAACAAGAAGGAUACUGUGAGCAAGAUGCAAGCUCAGGUCGUCCAGUCCCCGGAGCGGAUGAAAGCUGACAUAUCACGUAUGCAUUCCACCUUAGCCUCGCGUAAGGAGACCAAGAAGGAGAAGGGACACAGAGUGCAGGAGCUACGGGGUCAGAAUGAGAAUUGCCAGCUGCUACUCCAGUCCAGUGAUCAAGGGGAUGCUAUGAUUACAGCUAUCAAUACAGAGCUAGAAAAACAGAGGGAAGGUCAGGCUACAUUAGAAGGUGUGAGAGAUCAGAUUCAGGUGGAGAAGGAUCAACUGAGAGACUUUACAGCACAGGAAGGCCAUCUCAACAGACAGAGGGAAUCUAAGCAAGAGAAACUAGUCAAGCUACAGCUACAGCACCAACACACCAUCACAGCAUUGCAGGAGAAUGUACAGAGGGAACAAAGGGAGAUGGAAGACUGCUUUAAGAAACAAGAGAAAAAGCUUGGUCACAUUCAGGUCCUCAAUGAACAGAAAAACACCAUGAAGAAAAAGAUGAAUGAUGAGGAGAAUAGCCACGAAGAACAGAUGAGGACAAAGAAGGAUAACUAUGAACACCUCCUAGUAGCUUUGGACUCAUAUCACAAAGAUCUCUCCGUUAGCUGGGAGCAAGCCGAUCCAAGAUAAAGCUGGAAGCCAAUGGAUUGAUCAAAGCCUUCUAAUCUUAUUGUAUAAAAUAAAAUGUGGUGUCUAUUGUAGCCUAAUCAUGAUAGAAUUGUAUAGAAAUUACACAAGGUUGUGUAGACCCAUGCAGACUCACGUAAAGUUUGACACCAAAUUGAUUAAUUUUAUAUUAUUAUACACAUAGAUGUUUUUCAUUCCAUGUAUAUAUUGUAAAUAGGUCAUUUAAAAAUAUGUUUUUAUACAGGAAUGCCACUUUUCAGACUAAAGUCUGAAUCCAGACAUUUCAUCAUAUUUUCGGCCAUAGAAAAUGCCUUUUUUAUGCAGGAAAGGGGUCAUUCUAGAUGAAUUUUCAGACUAUAUUUAUCAAACCUUAUAGUGGCAUCAUUUUAUCUAAUCCAAACAACAUGAAUGAUGCAAAUUCAAAAUUAUGAUUGAGCUCACGUAUAUAAUUGGCAUUUUAGACAAAAUUAAAGUCAAUAGGGCAUCAGCUUUUAUGGGGAAAUUGACACCAUUUGGAUAUGGAUCAUAUAUGGUCGAUCAAGAUUUAUGAUUAAGAGAAUUAUGUAUUUAAUGCCACUGGAAAAUGGCUUACGGAAUUAGACAUUAUCCCACUUUCCCUGGCUUGACGCUGUUGCCCGAGACUAAUGAGGCUUGUUAUUACAAAGAUGCCUCGCUGGUGCACCGAGUUUGCUUUCCCCCAAAAGAUGUCUCUGUUUAAAAAUACAGGUAUUUCCAAUGCUUUAUUCAAAGUCAGGGAGAGCAAAUAGUAUUAAUCCACUCCCCAUGAAAGGUGAUGUCCCACUGACUAUUAAAAGCUGGUUGAUGAUGAGGUUUGCCAUACACAGUCUUAGAGCACCCGUCGGGCAUACCAUGUGGGUGGCCCAGUUCAGCGACUUGCAAUACAUGGAACCAGUGCCUACCGGAAGAAUUCAUAGUGGUAUGGUUGACCCUUGUCACAAUGUUUUGGAUAUCUUGAUGAAUAACUGACAACUUGACUUAUACUUCAUUCACGGCGAUGUAAUCAACCUUAAAUUUUUACAAAGGUUAAGUUAAUGAUCUAUUUCAUGCUCAUCUAGGGUCAAUGAACUUUUACCAUGUUAUGGUAUCAACAUGAAAAAGGUAAGCUAAGGUUAAGACUUGAAUUUUCAAGAUGAUUUUGAAAGUAUGAGUCCCUUUUCCCUGAAACUUACAUAUAAUGGUUAUCAAGUAAUGGCAGUAGAAAAAUGCUAUUGCUACUGCUAUAUUGGUACAGAUAUUGCAGGCGAUACUGCCAGAGGCGAUGAAUUUGUCUGUUUAAUACAGGAGAUUUCAGUCAUGAAAAUCAAAUUUGAAUGAACCAAUUGUCAUUUCAAAAUUUGUCAAUUUAUCCAAAACAUUUCAAGUUUCAAAUAUGUGACAUAAUAUGAACCCAUUUUUGUCAUGUAUUUUAUGAUGACUUUUUUGUAGCUCAAAGGAGCAGGUCCAAGCUAUCAUCUCUUUGCUGACAGUUCAAAGUAUCGAAUUUGUCUGUUGUUUCUGUAAGACACUUAGUCUUAACAAAGUUGGAAAUAAGUUAUGUGAGGCUUUAAUAGGCUUGAUAAGAGUUAUAAGAUGGUUUGGUAAUUAGGCCUAGUAGUUAUUUGUGGUGUUAACUUACUUUACCUUGAUGAAGUUUGUAUAAUUUGUGUUUAUUUAGUUCCGAAUACUCUGCAAAAGUGGAUCCAAAGGUUUUCCAGAGUUUUUCCCUCUUGUGUUUUAUCUCUGGUUUUUUACCCUGGAUCUACUUGUCGCAGAAUUGUGAGAGGGGAAGUUCACCCUGACAAUAAGUUGGUUUAAAUGAAAGCAGAAAAAUAUACAGAACAUAAUUGGUGAAGAUUUGAUGGAACUCCAUAAAAAAAAAUAAUGGAGUUGUGAAUUUUCAAAGUUUUUAUUUUCUGACGUCACAGACAAGCAUCUCAUCCAUAUGUUGUGCGACAUAUGUUCCAAAAGUUGCCAUUUUGAAAAAUGCGUGGAUAUAUCAGCGCCAGCGCACAUAACUUUUCAUACAUCCUUCCAUAUGAAAGAUAUUUUUAUAUUAUUUUGCUUUAAUUAAAUCAACUCCUUAUCAGGAUGAACCUCCCUUUUAACACGGAACAUCCCCCCCUCCCCUCCCCCAAAUUUAUAAUAAAAUUAAAUAAAUUCAUAUAUUUCCAUGAAUAUCUUUAAUCUCUCCUAUACAAUUCCGUCAUUCAUACACCAAGAAAGUUUAGGAUAUAAACAUUUUCAAUUUCAAUAUUACCUAUUUUCAUAGCUACAUUACAGAUACAGGGUAUUCUAAAUGCAUAGAAUAUCAUAUAUUUGAUGAUAUUAAUCUUUUACCAUUUGUUUAGGCCUAUCAGCAACAAAGUUCAUUGUUAGCUUUCACCAAAGUCCCAAAUAUACUUAAUUGCAGGACACUGCAUGUUUUGGGCAGAAUAUGGGAUUAAUUAAAAGUAGAAGUAAACUCAAAGAGCUAAUUUUCAAACCAGCCAUAUGCAACACUCCCGAUGCAUUCUUUCCUAAGCUUGUGAAAGUAGUCCAUAUAUACUGUUGUCAGGUUAACCAAAAGCUUUGCUUACAUUUAGGUAAGCAAUAUUAGCAAUAGGAUUUUCUUGCCUAUUUGUAUUUCUAUUUUUCUAAGGAAUUUAUUACGAACACUUCAUCAUUUUAAGCGUACAUGUAUAAUUUCAUGCUGUACAACCAAACAUAUGUGCAAGUUUUAGUUGACUACACAAAUCUUAUUGAAUUUCUACACAAAGCAAACUUUUGAGCAGAUUUAUUCGCAAUUUUUGGCAAAAUUUUCAGGUAAAAACUGUGAAUAACUUUAAUUUGGCAUUGUUCAUUUGUUCUCAAGAUGUGUAAGACAACAACCGAACAUACCAGCAUUUUGUUAAAAAUGUGCUAAUUGAAAAAAAAAACAAAUUGGUUGAACCCUCCGAAAUGAAAAGAAUAUGAAACUAAUCUAUUUUAGUCAUCUAGAGUGAAAAAUAAUGAUACAUUAGUGAAUUUUGACUAGUUACACAGGUUAAGAUUUGAUAAUUGAAAUCUAUUAUUGAAAAGUGUUUCUGUAUUACCAGAUCAUGUUACAUCCAUGAAAAGUUACUGAAACUUGCAUAACAAUUCCGGGUAAAGGGUGUUUCACAAAUAGUUAAGUCUGACUAUAAGUCAUGCUUAUGUAUAACAUGCACAUGUGUACCGGUAUUUAAUGCACAUUCUAAUUGAUUAAUAUGCAGAACACGUCCUGUGAGCUUGGUCCAACCGAUACAUGUGUAUGGUGAUACGUUACUUUAUCAAGGAUGCCAGUUUUCAGGCAAUAGCCUCAAAUCCAGGCCCUGGCCAUUUAUUUUCAGGCCAUAGUUUUAGCAUUUUUGUGUACAAAAUAUUGUAUUCUAGGUGAUUUUCAGACCCUCUGAUCAAUUCCAACUGGCAUCCCUACUUUAUACACUUAAUUUGGAAUUUAAGAGCAAUUUUCAGUCACUCUUAAAUCUCUGUGAAACACCCCUUUGAUUUGUAUUUUAUGUCAUAUGUAAUGCCAGAUAGCUUGGACCUGCCCUAUUGAGUUUGAUUUGUCUGUACUAUAUACCUACUUUGUAUUAAUUUUUUUUUAAUCUCUUG